UCGAACAGCGAGGAUCGUGCGCUCUCGUUCGCUCUCGCGUAACAGACCAUAGAGGAUUUGCAUUUCGCCUCAUCGAUAUCCUGUGGAUAACGAAAGGACUGACCGAGAUUUACUGGAGCACUAUCAGCGGGAUUGUUGUUUGCUCAGACCAGUUUCAGCUGUCGAACCGGUUGCAUUCUCGGUAGCCAUUUGUCCGCGCCUCACAUCACGGAUACGGAACAGUGAACUUGUGCUUGGACGAUGAAAAUAGCAGCGUGUUUUAGUUGAGUGCUUUUCUGUUGUGUGUGGAUCCUGAGCUGCAAGACUGCUCUUAAGUGGUCUGACAAAUAUAUCUACCCAUCUCUACAUGAAAUACACAGCGCACGCACUGGAUAACACAGAGUGUUGGAGCGAAGUGGAUAAAGGCAUCACAGUUCAGAGUGUGAAAACCCUACCAGCCUCUUGAAAUCUUGUAAUCAAUUGAAUUAAUUUCCCCAAACCGGAGUUUCGCCACCCGCAUUUGGCACCUUCCGGAGAACAUCUUGAACCAGAGACGAGUGGUGUUGAGUUUGUUGAGUGUGCUUCUGCCCCGUAUAUAUGAACAAACGGUGUACAUGUGCGAACUAAAUACCGGCGGAUGACUCCGGCAGAAGAAGGAAACUUUUAAUUUAAGUGCUAUUUGGUGUUGUGAGUUUCAAUUAAAGCCCGAGCAGUCUCGUGUGGGGCUAGCUGCAGUCGAUUCUAAUCUAGCAGCACCGAUAAAAGGAUCGCACCCGAAGUUGCUCGAGAGGCAGCACUUGAUCAACGCCAUCGCCAGCGGGCCACCGACAGGGCAACAUGGUUUAUUUCAGUCCACGUGGUAUGCAGCCGCCGUGUAGCCCACCAGGAUUGCCGAUCACAUCCAAAAGCCCAACCAUGGAGUCAGCGAACAACAACACCAAUAUCGAUCCGGUCGAGCCGGUUGACCAGAAGCCGAUCAAAAUGCAACGGACCAACGGAGGAGCGUUAAAGUUCUCCAUAGCCAACAUUAUGGGCCGAGACGACGAUGGAGACCGAGAGGAAGAUACGGAACCGCGAAGAAAAGAACGGCCAGCGCCGCCAGAAAGUCCACCGUCAGCUGGGUCCAGUCCCAGCUACGAACAAAUGAGUGUAAACGAAUCAGCUUUCAAAAAAUACGUACCUAGUUCCAUGCAUCAAUUUGUGGUCAACCGCCACCAAGAUCUACUAAGUCAAUAUCCUUUGCUUUACUAUCCGGGUCAAUUAAUGUGUGCCGCCGCCGCUGCGCAGUACGCAGCACUUGCCCAGCAUCCGGUUUCGUUAUUGAAUGGAUCUUCUUUACCAUCAGUAGCCAGUUCCAGCAGUGGCAGUGGCCCGUCGGCUUUGCAUGCCUAUGCACCGACGGCAAAUGCUCUGCGAAACUUAGAGGCUUCUUCAAUGUCACCACCACAGCACACUCUCAGUCAUCACAAGAAAGUUAAUCUAAACUCAUCAACGUCCUCAUCCGCGUCAUCCAGUGAUUUAAACAAUUCAACCAAUUCAACGAACUCGACCAAUGCAGUCUCGGCUGCAGCCCUCGCUAAGCAGAAGACAUUUGCUUGUCCUGAGUGCGGCAAAGUGUUCAAUGCUCAUUACAACCUCACCCGACAUAUGCCAGUCCACACUGGUGCUCGUCCUUUUAUCUGUAAAAUCUGCGGCAAAGGUUUCCGUCAGGCAUCGACACUGUGCCGACACAAGAUCAUUCACACGGCGGAGAAACCACAUAAAUGUCAAACCUGCGGAAAAGCAUUCAAUCGCUCCUCAACGCUGAACACCCACACUCGUAUUCACGCCGGUUACAAACCAUACGUCUGUGAAUACUGUGGAAAGGGCUUCCAUCAGAAGGGAAACUAUAAAAACCACAAGCUGACACACAGCGGAGACAAGGCCUACAAAUGUACCAUUUGCAACAAAGCAUUUCAUCAGAUCUAUAAUCUAACCUUUCAUAUGCACACCCACAACGAUAAGAAACCUUUCACGUGCAAAAUCUGCGCCAAAGGUUUCUGCCGUAACUUCGACCUUAAGAAGCACAUGCGAAAGUUGCACGAUGUCAGCGUCAGCUCCAGCUUGAAACGCCAGCAUCAUCACCACCUCCACCACCAUCAGCAACAGCAACAAUCUUCACAGCAUGCUUCGGACCACUCCCCACACAACUCAGCAGCCUGGCCAGGAGGACCCUCCUCUUCGGCCACCAGUUCCCUGGCAGCCCUAUCAGCCUCACCGCUCUCCACACUGUCCAACCUACACCACUCGGCGGUAGCUGCGGCAGCGCUGCGAUCCGGAGACUACACUAGCCCGUUCCUGAUGCCGAAUGCACGCGCAGCUCGGCUGGAUGCUCCCUUCAUCGGAAAGGUCUUCUGACAGAAGUACUACCAGCAUACCUUCGGCGGUGGUCAUCUACAUCCGCCGCCGCCGGGUCAGCCGCCAGCCGGAAUGAUCCAACAACCUGCGUCACCGCAGUCGCAACAGCCGCACCAGUUGACCGCUAGCUUGACCAAAAGCAUUCUGAUCAACUAACCGGGGACCAUUUCCGUGAAUUUUUCUCUCGGUUUUCCUUCGUCGGAAAAUUUAUCACUACGAGAAGAAAUUUACAACUAGGGAGAAAACAGUGCAAUAUGUGUAAAUGUAAUAACAUUAGAGGCUUUCAAUGGUGAGGCUGGAAUUCGAGCAAAGAUGCAAAUCAACGAAGAACAUUUUUUCAAAGUUGAGCCAGUGAUUUGAGUGAGUGAUCAACGUUAAAGUAAGAAUUAAAUGCUAAGGAUGUGGAAAAAUCGCGACAAACCCACGCAGACAGUGAUCGUUUAAACUUAUUCCAUCGUCUAGAUGUGUAAUUAUUAGUAGGGUAAUUGGGCGAAAACGGUGAAACCAUGUCGACACAACUCUAAUGCAACUUAUGCAGCAAACAAAUCAAUUGUAUCACAGAUAUAGAAGCUAGGAGUAAGGUUAGAAAAAACGAUUAAAGACGAAUUUAUUUGUAAACUUUAAACAUUUUAAAACGGAUUCUAGAAAUAUGUGUAAUAGAAUGUUUCCAUCCUUAUAAGAAAUAUACUAUAAUCGAAAUUAAAAA
This is a messenger RNA of Armigeres subalbatus, 3082 nucleotides long. Its product is annotated as fez family zinc finger protein erm. NCBI's taxonomy places the organism in Eukaryota, Metazoa, Arthropoda, Insecta, Diptera, Culicidae. The transcript is spliced from 2 exons. Gene Ontology annotation, cellular component: nucleoplasm. Gene Ontology annotation, biological process: regulation of transcription by RNA polymerase II. The coding region runs from base 817 to 2376 and encodes 519 amino acids. Gene Ontology annotation, molecular function: RNA polymerase II cis-regulatory region sequence-specific DNA binding; DNA-binding transcription repressor activity, RNA polymerase II-specific. The record is from RefSeq and is a predicted model, not a curated record.